AUUAAUAAAUCGAAUGUAUACCAAUAGUUUAAGAUGAUUAGCUGCAUGCUUGGCCCCUAUACGAAUUGACCCAUCAAUUAAAACAGAUAUGUGAUGAAAGAUGUAUCUAGUGAAGAGAGUUAUUCUUAGUAAACUACUGUCUGGGAGCAUAUUGACAUAUAGAUCAUUUUAACAAUUAAGGAGCAUGGCUUCUAUUAUUAUCAAAAUGUUGACAUUCAAUGUAGUUGCAGUAUUUUUAUUCGGAGUUUCUCUAGGGAAAGUUAUUUAUGAUGUCGAUUUUGACGAUGAUGACGGAAAGUGGCUGUCUGAUGAUGAGAAUUACGAGACAUCAAAAGAUUAUUUAGGGGAUUCUGUUGCAGGAUUAGUACUCCAAGACAAUGAAAAAUGUCCGCCAUUACCGGAAGUUAUAUCAUCGUCUGCUUGCAUGGCCACACCUUGUUUUCAUGACAAAGAUUGUGGGACAUCGGAAGGUCGUUGCUGUAAUAAUGGUUGUGUGUUUACAUGCUUUUCAUACCCGAUAGGACCAACAUAUAUUGACUGGGUUCGUGAACCAAGGCGACAACAAGUAAAUGGAAUAUCAUGGUUGAUGAAAGGACCAACUUUAGCUGAGGAAUUAGAGCCCUGUAGUACUACAUAUCACGAAGAUGAAGAUCCUCUCUUGUGUCCGACAGGAUAUAUUUGUCACGUGGAGAGGCUGGGAAAUUCGAAAAAGGACGUACCUAAUUUAGGUCACUGUAUUCCCGAAAAAGACGUGUAUCCAACAGUUGACCCAAAUCCCAGCAGACACUUAGAAACCGACUGCUAUUUAGAGAAAUAUUUAAUGGCAGAUGGCGCCAAAAUAAAAGUUAGAAAUAGGACUUGUUACUGUAAACAGGGUUUCUUGAGUUGUUUAAAAGACUAACUAUAGAAGACGCGUCUUAUUUUAUAUACAUUCCAAAAGAAAACAACUCCUUACAGAGGUAACGAACCAAGAGACGACACAAAUCCAUAGGACUAAACUGUGUUUAAGGACCAACAGACGACACAAAGUCAUAGGACUAAACUGUGUUUAAGGACCAACAGAAAAGACAACUUAUUGACUUUCAAAAAUGGGUAUUGAUGUACGCAAACUUUUUGAUGCAUUCGAAAACAAACUUAUCUCUCCUUCUUUGCCAAAUUGAUAGCUUGACAUAA
Molecule: messenger RNA, 1173 nt
Organism: Mytilus trossulus (common blue mussel)
Lineage: Eukaryota; Metazoa; Mollusca; Bivalvia; Mytilida; Mytilidae
Product: WAP four-disulfide core domain protein 1-like
Exons: 8
Coding region: 185-901 (238 amino acids)
Biological process (GO): regulation of cell growth
Cellular component (GO): extracellular region
Molecular function (GO): peptidase inhibitor activity
Source: RefSeq, a predicted model, not a curated record